This is a messenger RNA of Drosophila albomicans, 312 nucleotides long. RefSeq lists its product as uncharacterized. The transcript has 3 exons. Bases 1 to 312 code for a protein of 103 amino acids. NCBI's taxonomy places the organism in Eukaryota, Metazoa, Arthropoda, Insecta, Diptera, Drosophilidae. The record is from RefSeq and is a predicted model, not a curated record.
AUGAUGAAUCCGAACAUCUACAACAUAAUAUUUAUUCUGGGCUUUUGGCGCCUCCUUCAAGUGUGUGUUAAUACCGAAAUGGUAUUUAAAACAACAAAUAUUGUAUGUACUGGAAAUCCCAAGUAUGUAGAAAAUGUCAUCUGUUCUGUGAAGGCACGAAAUUGGAAUAAUGCAGUUGCUUACAUGGAUUGUGAUUUAGUUUUGCCCCUUCAGAAUACAACGUUUCACCUCGAAGUCUUCAAGAAGGGAUAUAACAAUCGAUAUCAUCCGUUUCUGGUCAAUGUUAUGAUUAAAAUGUGCGACGUUAUGUAA